AUGACACGAGCACACUGUCUACCACCCGUACCUGCAUUCUGCUCACUUGCGUCAUUCGUAACAUUAUCUUACUCCCUCGACAUCAACCACAAUGCUACGGGCAGCCUCAAAGACACGACCGCGAACCUGAAGAACGGCCAAGGAUUCACCGUGAACAUCAUCAGCGAGGCAUUCGUCGAGAAUGCAAAUGCAACUGCCGUAGACGCUCCUCCCGACUUCGACGAGUGGGCUCUCAGCGGUCUGACAAAGGAGAAAUGCUUUUACGUUUCUAGCCAGAUCGCACCUUUUGCCAGCCAGCUUGUAGCACAGUGUGGUGCCAGUAACAAGGAACCGCGGUACGACUCCAACAAGCUUGAAGCCGUGAGUACCACAUUGCUUAUACCGCUUGUGUCUUAA
This is a messenger RNA of Suillus fuscotomentosus, 396 nucleotides long. RefSeq lists its product as uncharacterized. The record is from RefSeq and is a predicted model, not a curated record. The transcript is spliced from 4 exons. Bases 1 to 396 code for a protein of 131 amino acids. Lineage: Eukaryota; Fungi; Basidiomycota; Agaricomycetes; Boletales; Suillaceae.